AUGUGCGCCGCGGUGCCCGGCUACUCGCCCGGCUUCAAGAGGCCGCCGGAGACGCUGCGGCUGAAGCGGAAAAGGGCCCGGAGGAGUGAGGCCACCUCCCCGCCCUGCCCCCGGGCGGACCCGGCCUCCGCCCGGCGCCCUUUCCCCAGACCGGGGCGGCGCAAUCCCUUCUCCAGCCUGGACAACGCGCCGCGGCCCGGCACUGCCGGGCACCGCCCCCUGGGCACCCCCGAGCUGCAGGAGCAGCGGCCGCCGCCGGGAAGCCAGGCCGCCAGACACCCUCUCUGGCAGUUUUUAGAUACUCUUCAGGAAAAUAAAUCCACCUGGAAAGAAGAGUGUUCUGAAAGAGCAGAUUUUGCCACAUUAACCAAUGAUCUUCAUUUACCUGUUUCCAUACCUGAUGUUUCCUCCUCACCAAGCACAGAAUUUCCUGCAGACUGGAGUAUUAAAACUCGACUUCUAUUCAUGUCUUCCCAACCUUUUACUUGGGCAGAGCAUUUAAAGGCACAAGAAGAGGCUCAAGGAUUUGCCCAGCACUGUAGAGCAACAUCAGUCAAUUUCCCACAAAGCAUACAGGAACCAAAGCUGUCCACGGAACUCCGCUGUGCAUUCCAGCAAAGUCUUAUUUAUUGGCUUCACCCUUCACUGCCAUGGCUACAGCUAUUCCCUCGUAUUGGAGCAGAUAGGAAAAUAGCUGGAAAGACUAGUCUUUGGUCAUGUGAUGAAACACUGCAACAGGUUCUAAUGAGUGAGUGGUCUGUCAGUUUUACUUCCCUAUAUAAUCUUCUCAAAGCCAAGCUGUGUCCCUAUUUCUAUGUUUGUACCUACCAAUUUACUGUGCUGUUUCGCACAGCAGGCCUUGCAGGAAGUGAUGUUAUCACAGCUGUUGUUUCUCCCACAACCAGGGGUUUAAGGGAAGCCAUGAGAAAUGAAGGUAUAGAAUUUUCUUUACCUUUGGUAGAAGAAACUAGGAGCAAGACACAGAAAAACUCUGAAACAAACUUGGAUACAGAAGUUAACAGUCCUGAAACAGACAAAAACACUGAAGAUGGAGAGGAACAAGGAGUGAGUGACGAUGAAAGUUUCUCUUGGCUUGAGGAAAUGGGAGUCCAAGACAAGAUUAAAAAGCCAGACGCAAUUUCUGUCAAACUCUGUAAAGAGAAAAAUGAAGUGCAAGUGGAUCACAAGCCUGAAUCUGUUGCAUUAGUGAAAGGAACAAACACAUUCAUGUUGCUGAACUUCUUGAUAAACUGUAAGAGUUUAGUAGCUGCUGCAGGCCCUCAAGCAGGGCUCCCACCAACACUGCUGUCCCCAGUUGCUUUUCGAGGUGCAACAAUGCAAACGCUCAAGGCUCGAAGCAUCAAUGUGAAAACACCGGUUCACUCAUGCUAUAAUGAUAUAUUUAGCUUGGAGAUCACAGGUCCUGUCAUGCCCCAUUGUCUGCAUACUUUGACCAUGCUGCUCAAAUCUGCACAGAGAGGAGCUUUUUCUGCUGUAUUAUACACCCAUGAGCCAACAGCAGUGUUUAACACUAAGACAGAGAGAAUCUUAAAUAAGGAAACUAUGUGCAAGGACCUCACUAAGUGUGGAUUGCAUCUUAAAACGUUGGAUCAAUUGAUUCAACUUCCAACAUUAGGAAAGUCUUCUAUACGACUCCUAGAAAUGAGAGACUAUGCUUAUACCUGGAAAUCCUAAGUACGCUGUUUUAAUUCAUGAAAUGAGACUAGUAGUGUUUGGUCAACAUUAUACAGAUGCUAUCGUGUACCAGGAGGGGAGAACUGCCUACUUGCAAAAGCUUUUGGACAUAGCGGGUGAGAACUUCUGUUGCACACAUCCUCACUCAUAAGGCAAAUUCCAGUGGAAAAACAUAUUCUGAAUAGUCCAGCAAGAACACUGCCUCUCUCAACCUGCCACAGCUGCAUUUGUCUAAUGUUUUUAAAUAAAGUUUUUAUAAACAAGGUAAUCUUGUGUUUUCUUCUGUUUUAGAAUUAAGAGUGAGGGCCUCUUAAGGGUUAAUAUUUUCACUAAGGUAUGGAACUGUUAGAGGAACCACUUCUAGUUUCUACAGAAGAUGAAGUGGCUCCUAUGCUAUAGGACACUGGAGGUCAGUGAUUAUUACAUGUUUCACUAUAAAGACAAUGAUUGGAUUAAAUAGUGGUUGUCCUCUAGAUUAAACCAUGAUAGCUAAAUGAGUUGUAAUUGUAAACCUUCACCUUUCAUUAAAAUGAGAAAUUAAUCUAAGUGUAACAAGUUGUGACACUUAUCCAUCUACCAGUGAUAACUUAAAGAAAAAAAACAGAGUGGUAUCCUUCCCAAGUAGAGUUUAUUCUUAGCAGUAACUAAAUGUAACUGGAAGCACCUAAAGUUCAAAAGAAGCACAGCUGUCAUCUAAAAGGAAAGAUUUCAAUGCUAUUGGUAAGAUCAGUUGAAUACACUUAUGUUCAGUAACUCUGAAACUAGAUAGCUUUGUUCUGACAUGCUAUUUAUUACAAUACCUGCAACAGAAUCUAAAUAUCUAUCUGCUGUUUCAUUAUGUAGUGGUUCAGCUUUGGUAGACUACAGACUUACCUGUUCACUUGACAGGUAAUUUGUCACUUUUUAAGAGUACAUUUUGAAAGGAUUCAACAAUGAAAAGCACACUGUUAGUGAUAACUGAGGCUGACAAGCCACAAGUGACUUUUACUAUCACCUGCUGCAGGAGACAGGUUAAACACCGAUUUAAUUAUUAACCAAUCAGGAUGCUUUUACUAUAUUAACCAGUUAUAGUUGAUGAAAUACUUACUGUUUUCCUCACAGCAAAAUGUCAAGUAUCAGGGAGUAGCCAUGUUAAUCUGUACCCACAAAAACAACAAGGAGUCCUGUGGUACCUUGAAAGCUUAUGCCCAAAUAAAUCUGUUAGUCUUUAAGGUGCCACCAGACUCCUUGUUUUCCCAGCAAAAUGACUAUUUCCCCUCUCAUGCUGUUUAAACAUCAAUAUAUAGUACUAUAGUAAAUGGAACAAUGAAUUCACAUUAUUGACUCUUUUGAGUAAUGCUGAUUGCUAAUUUGGCUUCUAAACCAUCUAGAUCUGAGUAUCAGUGAUCUAGGUUUAUGUAGAUAGUGGCUAUUGACCUCCAAUAGACAAUCCAAAUGUCCCAACUUUAGCUGAAAGUAACUAAGAAACUGACACAGAUCCUUGGAGAGCUGUAGAAUGUUUUUUACUACUCAGUAUAGAUUGAGUUCUUAAUAUCAAUAUGUAGAACACUGAAGAGGCUGCCCCAUGGAAGUUGGAAAGUCAAUUAGAAGUUACUGUAGCUCUUGGAUUUUAGCUUUGUGUAACUGUUACCUCAACCCAUCAAGGCUGGUGUGGUCUACCACUCUACUCCCAUCACUGAUCUUUAAUUCUAAUAAAGUGUCCUCCUUUGCUUACUAUGCUACUUAGAUGAGCAAAUUUGAUGUUAAAAUAUGUUAAAUAGGAUGCACUUAAACAACUACAGUAGUUUAAUUUGUUGAAAGUUACUUUAAAAGAGGUGAUAAUGCUUUUUGGCAUUUCAUGCAUAAAUGCUUAAAAGGAUUGUUAAAACAAGCAGAGGUUUUAAACUUUAAAAUCAGCAAUGUGAAGUCUUCCCUAGGUGUAGAGGACUUGCUUCAUCUAUAUUGAUUUCUCUACCUUUAAGCAAGACUAAUCUUGCACAGGUUACCUUCAUUCUAGUAUCUACUUUUGCAGUGCUUUCUGCUGUAACUGUAUUCCUUUGUCUUUUGUAUGGAACUAUUUAACCUAAACCAGCUCUUGUGAAAAAGUUCACUUUCUGUGUUGGGCAAUAGGGAUAGAGUUGUGGCUUCUGAAUUUGAAUACUCUUAUAUUGGAGUGUUCCUUUGCACAUUACAGUAGAGUACAGGUUUUCAUUUAACCAUAUCUAGCCCUGCUUGGUGUGAAGAUCAUCUUGGAAUCAACUGAUGCUCAUCUUCUUGAACUAGGGCAUGAUUUUUCACAGGUAUUGUAUAUCCACAGCUCUAAUUGACUACAGCUGGAACAGAAGCUGAGCACUUCCGAAAACACUCCCUUUUGAGUAUCAAGUGGACAACUAGACAAACAUGAAUAUGCAUUUAGUGGCCACCUCCCACAAUCUUCCAGUCUACUUUCACUACAGACCUCCUAACUUCUGCAGCAAAUGAAGCAGGGGCCCAAUAAUCAACAGCUUCAUUCACUUAAUGAGGUCAGGGGCCUGGUGGGGAAGGAGAAAGCAUGAUUAGGUAAUUAAGUUUACUUGUGCAUCUUUAAUUCAAGAAUUUCCUAUUUAAGUGCCUCACUUUACAACAGCAAUGGUCUUAACACAGCUUUUUAAUUUUUCAACUAGAAUUUUUAAAAAGCAACAACCCUUUGUGCCACUAUUUUUAGAGGGCAGUAGAGUACUGGAUACAUGACUUCUGGGUUUGCAGUGUGAACUGAUUGAUAGAGCAGGGGACAGAGAGGACUCUUGCAUGCUACUUUAUUUUUAAACAGUGCUUUAUAGUAUUUGUCAAUGCCCUUUGUACAGACGGUUAUGGAGGAAUAGUCCCAAUUCACAAAUAGCCUAGCGAAGCACACAGAUUUUAUAUAUUUUGCUGACAGGCAAGCAUGGAUGGAACUCAUCUGCCCUAUUAGACAGCUAGGUUCUAUUCCCAGCUUUGACAAAAGUGACACUGAUAAGUUAUUCAAUAAAAAAGGGGGCAAAGAAUAAAGAAUUGACACAAAUUCUAGUCCUAUUUCUUCCACGGAUUAAUCUUCUGGCUCCUAGUGCAAAGCUCCUUCGCCUCAAGCCAAAGGACAGCUUGAUGCAUAAGAGGAGCUCCAUGAUGUCUCUGAAUUUGUGGACUUGUGUGCAGUUGACAGGAUACAAGCUUUGAGGGGGAAAUUUUUUUUUAAAGAAAUAACUAAGCACACAAACUACUAGGCAUGCAUAAGUGGCCAUUUUCUAAGAUUUAUAACUCAAAGUAUGACAUGAGAAUUAUUUUCCCCCACUGCAAGUUUGCAAACCCCCUACUAUCACCAAGUUAGAGGUAUUUUUAAAAAGAGAAAAACAGACUGCCUAUUUUCCCCACUUACUUUCAUUAUCAAAAACUGCCAAAACUUUGAAUCAAACUUAAAACAAAACCCUCAUUCUGUGAUGUGUACCAGCACAGAAAACAUGAGGCCAAAAAUUAGCUUGGUAACUUUAUAAACAACUGAAAACAUUUCACUAUUGCUGCCCCCCUGAUACAUACUUUCUAAAUUACUGCUUUGGCACAGAUCUUAAUUACUGUUCACUGACCAAUGAUUAAGAUUAUGAACUUGUGCGGCUUUAUUGACUGAGCUGGGUACAACAAUUGGAGCAUCGUUCUAGCCCCCAUCCAGUUGUAGAUUUGUUAUAGUUUAAAAUUCACAUUAACCACAAAUUCAUACAAUCAACAUCAGGCAGUGUGUUAAUUUGAGACUGGAAUAGACAAUUUCAUAUCUCCUUACCAGAACAUGCAGGGGAGAGAUGUUUUUACACAGCAGUUCUCAUCAAUUUCAUCGCUGGACUUUCUUCCCUCCCAUUUAAGUGAGGUCAUUUGCCUAUUUUUAGUUUUAAAAGAUAAGCAAUAUGGCCAGUUGCAGUACACCAUUGACUUAAA
Messenger RNA from Gopherus evgoodei (Goodes thornscrub tortoise), 5613 nucleotides. It is a transcript of the gene DONSON, whose product is annotated as downstream neighbor of SON. The transcript is spliced from 10 exons. NCBI's taxonomy places the organism in Eukaryota, Metazoa, Chordata, Testudines, Testudinidae. Gene Ontology annotation, cellular component: nucleus. The coding region runs from base 1 to 1695 and encodes 564 amino acids. The record is from RefSeq and is a predicted model, not a curated record. Gene Ontology annotation, biological process: nuclear DNA replication.